Molecule: messenger RNA, 1656 nt
Organism: Solanum verrucosum
Lineage: Eukaryota; Viridiplantae; Streptophyta; Magnoliopsida; Solanales; Solanaceae
Exons: 9
Coding region: 240-1427 (395 amino acids)
Biological process (GO): mRNA splicing, via spliceosome; regulation of mRNA splicing, via spliceosome
Cellular component (GO): nucleoplasm
Molecular function (GO): N6-methyladenosine-containing RNA reader activity; mRNA binding
Source: RefSeq, a predicted model, not a curated record
CCAACACAUUUAGUAGAAAGAAGUAGUUUCAAAAUCAAUUUUCCCCCUUUUCCAAUUUGUAUAAGGUUUACUGUUUCUACAAAUUCCCUACCAAAAUCCAUAUAUACAUCGAAAAUUAACAAUGGAGAAUGGUGAUGGAACAAAUGGGAAAAGGAUAAGGGCUGAAGAUGUGAUAUGUGAGCUCAAGGACGAUGGCGAUUUCGAUAAAUUUCGCCUCAAAAUUGAGGUUGUAAGCAGAUAUGCCGUCAGAUACUGCAAGAGAAAAUGCAUCUAUAGCUAAUUCCAUAGUGACUGACUGCAAAAAUGAAAGAAGGAAUUUUGAUGGACCAGAUAGUUCAUGCCUUGGAGUAAAUGAGGAUACCAAUCGUUCUAUAGCAGAGGAGCUCACAGUUUCAUCUCCGCCAAUUGGAAUUUCAAGUGUAAUUGAAAAGGGUAAACUCUAUAGCAUAAGAUAUUUUGUAAUCAAGAGUUUGAACCAUGAAAAUAUCCAAUUAUCAGUAAACAGAGGGAUUUGGGCUACUCAAGCCAUGAAUGAGGCCAUUUUGGAUGAAGCUUUUCAUAAUUCCAGCAAGGUUAUACUGAUAUUCAAUGUCAACAUGAGUAAGUAUUUCCAAGGGUACGCCCAAAUGAUUUCUUCUGUUGGUUUGAGAAGAGACCAAGUUUGGAGUCAAGGAAAUGGUGGUCGUAAUCCUUGGGGUCGAAGCUUUAAAGUGAAUUGGCUGCGAUUGUAUGAUCUGCCUUUCCAAAGAACUCUUCACCUUCAGAAUCCAUGGAAUCAAUACAAAUCAGUCAAAAUUAGUAGAGAUUGUCAGGAGUUACCUCCAGAUAUUGGUGAAGCUUUAUGUGAGCUCCUUGAUGGACAGGAUGCUUUGGAUGUUGAUUUGAAAAUGGAUAUCUUUGCAAGGAAUGAUCUCUCUUUUAAAAGGCCAUAUGUAGAGCCUUCACUGCAUCUUGGAGAUCAAGACUGUAAUGCAUCUCUGAUACCUAAUGGGACCAUGUUUUAUCCCUCUUUACUCUACCAACAUCAAAUUGAUGCUAGUAGACUUCACGUAGCACCUCAGAGAAUAAAUGGUGUAUUUUCUGCUGAGGAGUCAGCCAUUGCAUCAGGGGAAUCAAAGUCGAGACAGUCGAGGCAUUCACAGAGGAAUAGAAGCCUUGCUAAUAUUCAUGUAGACACUGACAUGGGUCCUCAAAUUAACAUGUGGGGAUUGCCGGCAGAAAGGAGCCCAUUUGCUAGUAAUUUGACUGAAGAUGACAUUCUUGAAAUGACAUAUGAAGAGUAUCUUGAAGCUUAUAGCAGAGGCAGCAAAAGAUUGCCCCACCCUGUUUCAGGACCAUCACAGAGUACACAGAGGUCAUUAGCCAGUGGAGACAACUGUGAUGAUUCGCAAUCAGGUUGCAGUUCGAAGAAAAGGAGAAGUCACUAAAUCUCCCCAUUGGUUGCAUUGGUUUUCUUGGCGAGCGGCUGAUAUGGUUGAUAAUUGUAUUGUUGCAGUUGUUGCGAAGUGGUGGCUCUUGCGAAAUUGUUCCUUUAUUUUUGUAAAACUUAAAACUUAGGAGCAUAUAUUGCUAUAAUGUUGUAGUAUAUCUGUACUGUAUUAUAUGACCCUCUUGUCACCCUUCUCCCCUUCCUGGUUUCGAAUGGAAAAUUUUAUA